This is a messenger RNA of Sinocyclocheilus grahami, 611 nucleotides long. RefSeq names its product kinesin heavy chain-like. Lineage: Eukaryota; Metazoa; Chordata; Actinopteri; Cypriniformes; Cyprinidae. The record is from RefSeq and is a predicted model, not a curated record. The annotation marks the transcript as partial. The transcript has 5 exons.
GGUCACACAUAUAUAAAGACAUAUUCAUCUCUCGCUCAGCUGGUUCGUGAUAAUACAGAUCUGCGCUGCGAGCUUCCGAAGCUGGAGAAGCGUCUUGGUUCUACGGUGGAGCGGGUUCGAGCGCUGGAGGACGCGCUGAGAGAAGCCAAAGAAGGAGCCAUGAAGGACCACCGGCGCUACCAGCAGGAGGUCGAGCACAUUAAAGACGCCAUGAGCGGCAGAAACAUUUUCAGACGGCCUCACGCUGCGCUCAUCGCCAAACCGAUUCGCCCAGGACAUUACCCCGCCUUCUUAUCCGCCAAUCACAUGUUCACGCGCAGCAGGGAUCAGCCAAUCAGCAAUGAGAUGUUCAACAGCGCCACUGAAAAACCCAAAACCACGAAAACAGAGUCCAGUUUCACCGACAAAACGCUGCCAGAGAACGAGAGACACAGGAACGCCACACACAAACUCAACAUCACCAACGGAAAUGCCACAGAUGUGAAUGAAAACAGUGUGUGCCACGAUGAGCCGUCUGAUGAUCUCCAGCACAAACACAAGCUUCACGAGCAGCGUGCCGCCAGCUAAACACACACAGACUCUCUCUCACACACACACACUCACACACACAC